Molecule: messenger RNA, 231 nt
Organism: Colletotrichum costaricense
Lineage: Eukaryota; Fungi; Ascomycota; Sordariomycetes; Glomerellales; Glomerellaceae
Exons: 2
Coding region: 1-231 (76 amino acids)
Source: RefSeq, a predicted model, not a curated record
AUGCUCUCAAGUCAGAACGCUAGGAAAUUAUACCAAAGCCGCACUUUUCAGUCCACAACAGCGUUCGAGAAAUGGACCAGUCUAGAUCUACAACCUCCAGUUCUACAGUCAAAAGUGCUGGAGACACAUCCCCCAUGCUUCAAGACUAUCUUGGAAACUCGCGGACCAUCACAGAGAAGCUUUAUAGUAGCUCUAAGAGAGGCGGCAAAACUACAAAGAAUGUUCAGGUGA